UAACGACAGAUGUCUCACAAACCGUGGGUUUAACAGGAGGGGUGGAAAGAGAAAAAACGCCCAGUCGCAGAUUGGACCUCAGGGAGAGAGUAGGACUGGCUCGAACUGAAUCACAUUCACUACCUACAGGAGAAAGGAAAGUACCUUCCACGCGCUCUUACGCACGGAUUUCCACAGAAGCAGAACAUCAUGGGAGGCAAACUAAGCAAACGGAAGAAGGGAUACGAUGUCAGUGACCCUAAAGAGAAGAAAGAGGAGAGUGCUGUGGCAGCAGUUGAACCAGCUGAGAAAAAGGCAGAGACCCCUGUGACUGAGUCGGAGGCUGCACCGCAGGAGGCUGAUGCGGUAAGUGCAGCAGCGCAAGUGGUGGAGUCUGAAGCUCCAGCUGAGAAGCCCACCUCUCCUUCAGCAGCACAGCCAGAGGUGAAGAAGGAUGAUGCUGUGCCAGAAAAACCAGUGACUACACCAGAGGCAUCUGCUGUAUCUAAGGAACCAGAAAGUGCUCCAGAGAAACCAGCAGAUGUACCAGAGUCACAAGCAGAAGAGGCACCAGCAACUGCAUCAGAGGCAACAGCAGUAGAGGCACCCGCUGCUACACAAGAGGCACCAGCAGCAGAAGUACCAUCAGCUGUAGUAGAAACACUAGCAGCAGCACCAGAGGUAUCUGCACCCAAGGAACCUGCAGAUGUACCAGAAGCAUCAUCAGCAGAGGACCCUUUAGCUGCACCUGAGGAGCCAGUGACAAAAGAACCUGCAGCUGCACCUGAGGAACCAGUGACAAAAGAACCUGCAGCUGCACCUGAGGAACCAGUGACAAAAGAACCUGCAGCUGCACUUGAGACACCAGUGACAAAGGAACCUGAAGCUGCACCUCAGGAACCAGUGAUAAAGGAACCUGAAACUGCACCAGCAGCAGAGGAACCUGAAGCUGCACCAGAUGCACCAGUGACAGAGAAACCUACGGCUGCAACAGAAGGACCAGCCACUGCAUCAGAGACACCAGUAACGGAGGAACCAGUAACACUAUCUGAGAAACCAGCAGCUGUACCUGAGGAGAAUGCAACUGCCCCAGAGGCUGAGGAUUCUACAGCUGCACUCGACGAACCUGCACCUGAGCUAGAAGAGCCUGUAUCGUCGCCUAAAAUUGAAGCCUUACCAGUGGAGCCGGUCACAGAGGAGGUGGUAGAGAAAGUGGUUGAGGAGGUUGCAAAUACCAGUCAGUUGUCCACUGAAAUUACAAAAACCACUGAUGUCACACUAGAAUCAGAGACUGUUACUGAGGCAGCAGCUCCGGAGGCAGUCACAAAGUCUGCCCCGGUGCCUGAACCUGUUUCCGAAGCAUUGAGUGCAGCAGAGGUCGAGAUGGUUGUGCCUUCUCCAGAGGAACCCACACCCAUCACAGAGCCUGAAUCUGAAACUGCUGCACCCCCUGAGGUUACACUAACAGAAGCAAAUCCCGAGCCAUCCCCAGAGCCAACACAACCCGAACCUGUGGCAGAACAAAAGAGUGCGGAGGAGUCCAUUCCUGCAAUCGUCAUCUUAGAAUCAACCUCAACCAACGAGCUCUGCCUUGAGGAACCUGCCUCGACUGUCACAGAUCUGAAGCUGAAUAAUGGAGACUGUGAGAGCGCUGGCUCGGCAGAGGAAUCUGUGUCGGCUCCCCCUGAGGUAAAUGGGGAAUGCCAUGAGCAGGCACCAGACGUAGCCCCUGCAGAUGUCCUUGAGUCCCCGGUUGAGGCAUGUGUAAAUGGUGUGAAGGACAAAGAAGCCCCCCAAGAGCUAAGUGACUGUGAACUGAAAAAGGACUUGAGUUUGGCUGCCGACUUUCAGGCUCCAACUCCGAUUGGCGACAUGGUAGAAGUGCCACAGUGAGUCGGCUGAGCUGUAGACUUAAUCUGAGAAACAAACCUUAAAUGUGAAUCCCAUAUUGAUAAAAGCAAACAAAUGAAACAAUCGUCUGGCAACACAGGCUUUCUGAAAAUAAAUGUGAAAAAUGCCUGUUGUGUUCUCUCAGGCAAAGGAAUUUCUGGUAAACCAAAAAGAAAUAGAACCACCCAAGAGCUAAGUGUGCGAUAAACAAAUAAUGAAACAGUGAGGGUAAAAGCCUAAAAGGAAAAGGGAGGGAAUGAAUAAGAGAGUGAGAGAGAAGGAGAGUGGAUGGUCUUUGAAGUCUUUGUGUCCGAUGUCCUGCUGUCAUUGCAGAGAGUGAGCUUACAGGCCUGGCUGAAUAUGAAGCCAGAGAAAUGAUGAUUAGACAUGAGCAGAAUUUUUAAUUAUUGAGAUGGCAGAACAGAAAUGCUGGACAGUAACAAUAGUAAAAAUGAAUCGAAUGAACAGAAUCAUCUUUUGUGUGCAAGGCUUAUCCAUACUGAAAUGGUUUAUUGGAUUAACAUUUAAUAGUAUAUAAUCUAAUUUAGACCACAUUUCUGUCACCAUGUAAUACAGAGAUUUGAGGAUGAAGCAUUUUGAACUUUUCAUGUUGGGAGAAUCAAUGGUGAAUGUGCAUUUUAACUUAAUGGCUUGGCUUAGAAAAUAAAACACUCUGUUAUACCUUAAAAA
Carassius gibelio (silver crucian carp) is the source of this 2559-nucleotide messenger RNA. Its product is annotated as proteoglycan 4. The record is from RefSeq and is a predicted model, not a curated record. Bases 190 to 1872 code for a protein of 560 amino acids. The transcript has 2 exons. Lineage: Eukaryota; Metazoa; Chordata; Actinopteri; Cypriniformes; Cyprinidae.